UUCGGCCAUAUUACGUCGGACAAUCGGUGUACUUCGCUCAAUAACCUGGGAUUGAUUAGACGAAGAAACAAUACAUAGCAAUAGAAUUUCCUCACACCCUGAAGACCUCGAGAAAUCGAAGUCUGAGGAAAUUCCCAAAACUGAUAACAUCAAAGAGGAGCGAACGGAUGGACUCGAUGAUCAAACCAAUCUACUUCCAACUAAACAGGUAAUAUUAGUCUUUCUAGGACUCAGUGCAGCGCUUUUUUGUAGUCUUUUGGACCAGACAAUCGUUAGUACUAUAUUGCCUAGUAUCAAUCACGAAUUCAAUGCUGCAAAUGAGGGAAGUUGGGUUGCAACUUCUUAUUUGCUCACAAGUACGGCUUUUAUGCCAAUACAUUCACGAUUGUCGGAUUUAAUAGGGCGUAAGACUGUAUUGCAGGUCUGCUUGGCUCUGUUCUUUAUAGGAUCUUUAGCAUGCGCCGUUUCUAAGACGAUAGAGGAGUUGAUCGUUUUUCGAGCAAUAGCAGGUGUAGGAGGUGGAGGUAUACUGAAUAAUGUUAUGGUAUCCAUAAGUGACAUAGUCUCCUUACGUGAACGUGGAAAAUAUCAAGGUAUACUUGGUGUUGUUGUUAGUGUAGCUAAUUCACUCGGACCUCUGCUUGGAGGUGUUUUCACUGAGACUAUUGGGUGGCGCUGGGCGUUCUGGAUUAAUCUCCCGCUGACUGGCGUUGCUAUUUUGAUAGUGCAAUUUUUCUUACCUUUUAAGCGAGUUGGCGGUAACUGGAGAGAGAAAGCCAGGAGGAUUGAUUAUGCAGGGUCUAUCAUAAUCCUCGCUUCAACGAUAUUGAUCCUACUUCCGCUAAACUGGGGUGGAAACAAGUAUGCUUGGGAUUCAGCAGUAGUUCUCGCGUUACUCAUUAUAGGAUUACUCUUGAUCGUCGUUUUCAUACUUGUAGAGAAUUGCAAGAAGAUUGUUGAUCUACCCAUUCUUCCAAUGCAUCUGUUCAAAAACAGAUCGGUUUCUGCAUCAUACACAUGCACCUUCUUCUCUGGGUGUAUCUUUUAUGGUGCUCUCUACUAUUUGCCCCAAUACUUACAAGUAGUUGCUGGCUACAGUCCGCUGAAGUCUGGUGUCAUCUUGCUAUCACUUAUAUUAAGUCAAACACUGUUUUCAUUCACAGCUGGUUUAAUAGUCAGUAAGACAGGAAAUUAUAUGUGGAAUAUUUGGACUGGCUUUAUGCUUUGGACGAUUGGAAUAGGACUGCUUACUACCUUAAGACCUGAUACCAAAUUAGCGAACUUCAUAGGAUACUGUGUGAUCGCAGGUGUAGGAGCUGGUAACACCUUUCAAACGACACUUCUAAGUGUUCAAGCAGCAGUUAGUAGACAAGAUAUGGCAGUUGCGACGGGAGGGCGUAACUUCAUUCGGAUGUUGGGAGGAACAAUAUCGCUUGCAUUAUGUGAUACUAUAGUGAGAAAUACUUUAAUAAAAGGACUGCGAAGUAGAUCACUAGAUGAAACAAAGAUCGAUGAAAUUACAACUGACCCUACUUCUAUUGGGAUGAUAGAAGGAAUCAAUACGUCGGAAGUUUUACAAACCUAUUGCAACGGAAUACGUAAUGUUUUUAUUCUUUUUACGGCUUGCUCCGGUGCAUCAUUUUUAAUUAGCUUGCUAAUCAAGCAAUAUCAGUUAGAGAGACCCGAUGACAAAGUAUUGAAGGAGGAAGGAAAAGCGUGGGCAGAGGAGCACAAAGCUAAAAAGCGGGCAAAAAAAGGUGCAGAUGUUGGAAACAAUUCAACUUAAUAAGGUUGUCUCACGGCACGCUUAAGGUCUCUUAUAGUUAGAAUUGGAGAAGUGUAAAUCAGAGUAUAGAAAUAACAAAUUGUACGAUAAAUAUUAAUCUAAACAC
Wallemia mellicola CBS 633.66 is the source of this 1892-nucleotide messenger RNA. RefSeq names its product MFS general substrate transporter. Gene Ontology annotation, biological process: transmembrane transport. The transcript is spliced from 14 exons. The record is from RefSeq and is a predicted model, not a curated record. Bases 368 to 1786 code for a protein of 472 amino acids. Gene Ontology annotation, molecular function: transmembrane transporter activity. NCBI's taxonomy places the organism in Eukaryota, Fungi, Basidiomycota, Wallemiomycetes, Wallemiales, Wallemiaceae.